UGGCUACCACCCUAGUGCGAGGCUUGUUCCCCUUCAGUGCAUUAACGUUGGGCGCGCGGCCUUCGCUCAGUGGUGCUGGCGCAACCUCACGACCUUCUUGGGGCCCAGCGCAGCCAUGCCUGGCUGGGCAUUGGUAUCAACAGAACACCAGGCAACAACGACUCGGACACUGAAGCCACCAGUCACUGGAGCUGGUCAUGGCAACUUAGGUGCAGUUGGAUACGAGCGGCGGGCGUGAUAGGACUCGGAGAGCGUAGUGCGUACAUUACCGUGAUACCUUUGCGCUCAUUGAAUGACUCUGGCCUCGCUGCCCUUCGUCCCAAGCCGUCGUUCACAGUGCAGGUUCAAAACGCGCAGAACAGUGUACGACCCCGCGCGACACAAGGCACACGCGCGCCGACUCCUCACGAAAAUACCAGCUGUUCUCGCUGGGCAUGACAAUGUCGCCUCGCCCGUUCUGUCGUCAACCAGGGAGUGGCGCGGUGAACAUGCACUGUCCCCUUCCUGCACGACCCUUCAGGCUUGCCCGGCGACCGUGGUCGCAAGCGUGUCGCACGACUCGCAACUCCCGAUGGCUCCGGUGCUCUUGACUUGUCGUCGCCCGCCCUCUCGCCAGUGCCCUGUCCUCCAAGUGACGCUCCCGACUCGUCAUCGAGGCCGGCUCGGGGCCUCGCGGAGGCUCGCGCGGGGCUGCCAAACACCUGGUCUGGAUAGUCACAGAAGGCGGGCGUGUGCGGACUGCAGUGGCCCUGCAGCUGCGAGCUUGUCGUGCCCCGAAUCGCUCCCAUCCCUCCGAGGCUCGAGCUUGUCGCUCCUGGGAGCACUGCUGCGGUUCCGACGCGCCGUCGCCCGCCCUCUCGUCGGCGCGCAUGCCCCGCGAGCGACGCUCACGGCUCACCAUCAUCCCAUUCGCGGUCGCGCGUGGCUUUGCCGAGGAGAGCGCGUGGCUGCCGGUCCCCCCAACAGGCUCGUUGCGGAGGGCGGGUUUGCAGGCCUGCAUGCUCGCCCUCAUCCCCCGCCUCCGCGGCCGCCCAGCGAGCAGCACCUCAGCUCGCUGGUCCGAGCCUUGCCAGACAGCGCUCGCCGGCCCGGCGAUGAUUUCGCUUCCCAACAACUGUGCGAUGCUCAGAGAGGGCCUCGCCAGCUGUGAUGCGCGAGAGAUGGGUGAGAUGGGGUACUGCUUCAAGGCAGCCACGUCGUGAUGGUGAAGAGCACCAUGGGCGCGUGAGG
Molecule: messenger RNA, 1230 nt
Organism: Rhodofomes roseus
Lineage: Eukaryota; Fungi; Basidiomycota; Agaricomycetes; Polyporales; Fomitopsidaceae
Exons: 1
Coding region: 293-1150 (285 amino acids)
Source: RefSeq, a predicted model, not a curated record